Messenger RNA from Cyclospora cayetanensis, 1389 nucleotides. RefSeq names its product tauropine dehydrogenase. The coding region runs from base 1 to 1389 and encodes 462 amino acids. Gene Ontology annotation, molecular function: oxidoreductase activity. The record is from RefSeq and is a predicted model, not a curated record. The transcript is spliced from 7 exons. Lineage: Eukaryota; Apicomplexa; Conoidasida; Eucoccidiorida; Eimeriidae.
AUGGCGCUUCCAUCCGCUACAUGCUCUGCCCAAGAGAAAGGAAGCAGUAGCCCUAGUUACUGCUCUGCCGGGGCCAAUCCAAGCAAUAGCAACUGUUGCUCUACCCAAGGCAUCUGCAAUAAGAACGAUACCUGGGUUUCCCAAGGCGUUCAGAUCCCUUAUGCUAUGUGCAUUUGCAUUGUUGGGGGCGGGAACAUAGCAGGCGCCGCCGCCGCUUGGUUGGCAAGGCAGCACAAGAACCUUUGUGUGCACGUCCUCACAAGGCAGCCAGGAAGGUGGACCCGGAACGUUAAAGUCAGGGCGAACCCUCUGUGCAGAUGGGCUUCCAUGGAACCAUAUGAAGCGAACAUUAAGGUGAUAACUGACGACCCGGCGGUGGCAGUAAGUAGCGCAAGUCUUGUUAUGCUUGCCGCCCCAGCACAUGUGCACUUGGACCUGCUGAAAAAGGUUAAGCCCUAUCUCAAACCUGGAUGCAUCCUCGGGACUCUCUUUGCGCAAGGAGGCUUUGAUUGGGCUGUAGAAAGUGCCCUGGGUACUACUCAGUGCCAACUCAGUGCGGUCUUUGGUCUGCAGCACGUCCCGUGGCUAGCUCGCUGGGAGGAGUACGGCAAGUCUGUCGAGAUUAUUGGUCCGAAGGAGUUUUUGUGUAUGGCAGUUUCUCCCCCGUGUGCAAGAUCAAUGGUGCAGAUGAUAAUGCAGUUCUGCUUCGACCAACCUUGCAAGCUGCUUCCCAAUUUCCUUAGCUUGACCCUCACCCCAAGCAACCAAAUCAUCCAUCCGGCAAGGUACUAUUCUAUCUUCAAGCACUGGGACGGCGUUCGCGCUUACCGCCAAGAUGAAAUUUCAUGGGGGUUAUACACUGAAUUUGAUGCAGAGGCCGCAAAGUAUUUGGCUUUAAUGGACGAAGAAUUGCAGAGCAUUAAACGGGCACUCAUUCAAAAAUGCCCUGAUUUGGACCUAAGCACUGUUCGCCCAGUUCAAGAGCGAAUUGUUGAACAAUACGGUGAUGAUGUGAAGGACCGCAGCAGUUUGCAGACAGUGAUGUCGUCCAAUAAGGGCUAUGCAUCGUGCCGCACGCCAACCAUUGCAGUGCCAGGCGGGUUUCACCCGUGCGUCCAGGGCCGCCUAUUCCAAGAAGACGUGCCGAGCGGCCUGUGCGUACUACGUUGUAUCGCCGAGAUGGUGGACGUGCCCACCCCUACCAUAGACCUGAUGAUCAAGUGGCACCAGAAAUGGAUGAACAUCGAGUUUCUCAAGGACGGAAAGCUAAACCCAGAGACAAUACACCUCACCACCACACCAGCUAGAUACGGGAUCACCACCGUUGAACAGCUAGCCGCAACAACCCUCCGAGGCUGCAGCGGCUCAGCCCAGGUGUCCAACAAAUAA